GUGAUCAGUCAGCGACAGUCCGAGUCACCACCGCCGUGACUCAGUUCGUCCUCUCAAUGCGGAUGCCUAUAAGUUGACCGCAGUCAGGUACUGGCCCGAUAUUACCACCAUCAUGUCCUCGCGCUCUCUCACUGGCACGCCCGUUCUCACUGGCAACGCGUUCACGCGCAGCACUUUCGGCGGCAACCCAGCUGCGGUCGUCCUCCUUCCCGAUGCCGACAACAAGUCUCUCUUCGACAACACUCAGUAUCCCGAAGAGCUGACCCUGGCCUGGACAAGCAACUUUGCGCAGCCGAUGACUGCGUUCAUCGGUAUGUCCGGAAAGUCGGGUCUGGAUGACGGAGAGUACGCGAUCAGGUACAGCACGACGAAGCACGAGCCACCGCUUUGUGGGCACGCGACCCUCGUCGCUGCUGGUGUGCUCUUUGCAUCUCAAAAGCCUAGCGGCGACGAGAAAAUCCCGAGGACAGUUAGGUUCCGGACGCGUACCGAUGUGUUGAUCACUGUGCGGGAGAACCUCAGUGAUGGUGGGGAUCCGUGGUAUGAGAUGGAGAUACCGGCAGGAGAGGUGGAGCCCGUCUCUGACGAGACUCGCACGAAGGUGACGAGCGCGGUGGCAAAAGCUCUCGGGCUGAGCGAAGACAAGGUGCCCGUCAAGGAGAUUUGGGUCGGGGCGGGGCCAAUGGACCAUUUCGGAAUAAUCGUCUUGAAUGACGACGAGAAGCUCGAAGGGCGGGUAGUGGACCCCGAGCCGUUCAAAGCGACGCCGUACGUCAUGAACGUGCUCACGACCGCUACGCCUAGCUCGAACACCGACAAGUUCCAGUCACGCUCGUUUGCACCCAAUGUUGGCAUUCCGGAGGAUCCAGUCUGCGGCGCGGCGCACACGUUGCUUACACCGUACUGGUCGGCGCUGAUGGGCAAUGCUGGGCAGGAGAUGACGGUCAGGCAGGUCAGCUCAAGAGGGGGCGAUCUGAAGGUAACAUGGGAUAGGGAGAGAGGUAUCGUCAAGCUGACAGGUCAGGUGGCACUGACGUCCAGGGGAGAGCUCUUGGGUUGAGUAGGCGUACGAUGAGGACAUGCCUCACGUAAGGGUUCAAACAGAACUAGAAGUCAAUCAUAUUAACACGCUUAUGAAUUUGAAUGGAUGCGAACGAUAAAAUAUGCGAGCAGGAUAAAACCAC
Messenger RNA from Coniophora puteana RWD-64-598 SS2, 1184 nucleotides. RefSeq names its product Diaminopimelate epimerase-like protein. Bases 113 to 1060 code for a protein of 315 amino acids. Gene Ontology annotation, cellular component: cytoplasm. Gene Ontology annotation, biological process: biosynthetic process. The transcript is spliced from 2 exons. Gene Ontology annotation, molecular function: isomerase activity. The record is from RefSeq and is a predicted model, not a curated record. NCBI's taxonomy places the organism in Eukaryota, Fungi, Basidiomycota, Agaricomycetes, Boletales, Coniophoraceae.